Messenger RNA from Setaria italica (foxtail millet), 1064 nucleotides. RefSeq names its product putative gamma-glutamylcyclotransferase At3g02910. NCBI's taxonomy places the organism in Eukaryota, Viridiplantae, Streptophyta, Magnoliopsida, Poales, Poaceae. The transcript has a single exon. The coding region runs from base 104 to 697 and encodes 197 amino acids. Gene Ontology annotation, molecular function: gamma-glutamylaminecyclotransferase activity. The record is from RefSeq and is a predicted model, not a curated record.
GAGAGCCCAUUUUGCCAUCCCAGCCUCCCAGGCGCACGGCACCAACCACCUUCCACCUCCCCUCCCCCAAAAUCAAAAUCAUAUCUCUCUCCAUCCAUCGGCCAUGGGCACGGCCAGCGACGCGCCGGCGGGGGCAGCGGCGGCGGAGGAUCAGCAGCAGCAGAACCCCAACCCCCAGCAGCAGCAGCCGGCGAAGCGUACGCUGGUGUUCACGUACGGCACGCUGAAGCGCGGGUUCUCGAACCACCCGCUGCUGCAGGAGCUAUCGCAGGGCGGGGACGCCUCCUUCGUGGGCGCCGCCGUGACGGCGCCGCGCCUCCCGCUGGUGUGCGGGCCCUACCGCGUGCCGUUCCUCAUCAACCUCCCGGGGGAGGGGGGCCACCGCGUGGCCGGGGAGCUCUACGCCGUGACCCCGCGCGGCCUGGCGCGGCUGGACGAGCUGGAGGGCGUCUCCCGCGGGCACUACGAGCGGCUCCCCAUCGCGGUGGACCUGGCCGAGGGCGGGUGCGCAAGGGUGGACGCCGUCGCCUACUACGCGCACCGGGACUACGCCGCCGAGCUGUGGCGGCGCAGCGGGGAGAAGGGGUACCCGGAGUACUCGCACGCCGUGGCGCACGGGUACGUCCGCCGCAAGGACCGGCCGCAGGGGCAGACCUUCCUCGAGCAGAUCCGCAUCUUCGUCUCCUCCCAAUCCUAGUCUCUCUGCUUGUGCGCAUGUGAGGGAUGAUGGAUCAGAAUGCCGUACGGCUGGGGUUGUUGCGAACCUGCGAUCUGCUGUAGCAGAUCGCCGCCCCAUCGUUUCGUCUGAUAGCUAGUGUUCGUGUGCGAGAUGCUGUGUGAGCUGUACGGAAAUUCCAACUUGGUGUGAGCAAUACGUAUCAUCAUCUUUCUCCGUCCCUUGCUGAUAAGAUAAGCUCACCUCACCUGCUGUGAUCUUGGCUGGUUUCUUGCUUUACCAUCCCGAUCCCAUCUCCUGCUUGGGAGGAGGAUUUUGAGCUCUGGUUGUUGAGCAUCUUUCCUCGCCGAGGCUUGCAUGGAAACAUCCUUCUCUUUUUCCGAUGCAA